UAUAAAACUCAGAAUGAAGAUUACCAAACACAAGAAAACUCGUAAGUACAUGAGUUUUUACAUAAACAAUUUCGGAUUUCGCGAACCACUGCUGGUGCUGAUCGAUGGGAGCUUCUGUCACGCCGCGUACAAGGUACGUCUUCAAAUAGAGGAACAGCUAAAAAAGUACUUCCAGUGCGAGGUGAAACCGAUCGUCACAGCCUGCAUCAUCACGGAGACGGAUAAUCUCGGACCGGCAUUCGUCGGCACCAGUCAGCUGUUGAAGAAAUUCCUCGUACACCGCUGUGGGCACGAAAAGCAACCGGUCGACGGGGCCACCUGUAUUAAGGCGAUGACAAAAACGUGCCACUACGUCGUCGCAACGCAGGAUCGUGCCCUGCAGGAAUGGGUACGCGGUAAUCCAGGUAUUCCGCUGUUUUACCUGCACAAUGCAUCCGUCCCAACGUUGGUGCAACCGUCCGAGGCCCAUCGGCAGGCGGCCGCUGACGGACAAAAGGAUCGAGUUGGUAUUCGAGAGCUCGAUAAAACGACGAUACAAGCGCUUAAGGUAAAGGAGGGACUCGUUGCACCCGAACCGAAAGUGCGCAAGAAACCGCGUAAACCUAAAAAUCCUAACCCACUGUCGUGCAAAAAGCCGAAGAAAAAAAAAUCCGAUGUAAAUGGGAACGGUCAAUCGGAUGUUAAGGUGGGGCCAGCUCACGGUGAUAGUGGAGUAGUGAAGAAAAAGAGUCGAAAGCGUAUUAAGCUACCGAAACACGUGGUUGAGCAUUUGAAAGCAACGAAUGGAGUACAAAAUAAAGUGAGUAGAAAGUAA
Molecule: messenger RNA, 814 nt
Organism: Anopheles maculipalpis
Lineage: Eukaryota; Metazoa; Arthropoda; Insecta; Diptera; Culicidae
Product: rRNA-processing protein UTP23 homolog
Exons: 2
Coding region: 14-814 (266 amino acids)
Cellular component (GO): nucleolus; small-subunit processome
Molecular function (GO): small ribosomal subunit rRNA binding
Source: RefSeq, a predicted model, not a curated record